Molecule: messenger RNA, 1936 nt
Organism: Zea mays
Lineage: Eukaryota; Viridiplantae; Streptophyta; Magnoliopsida; Poales; Poaceae
Product: probable glucan endo-1,3-beta-glucosidase A6
Exons: 2
Coding region: 64-1482 (472 amino acids)
Biological process (GO): carbohydrate metabolic process
Molecular function (GO): hydrolase activity, hydrolyzing O-glycosyl compounds
Source: RefSeq, a predicted model, not a curated record
UACGUGCUGCUACCUAGUCGCUCCGUCCAACGGCCGGCAGCUCACUCAGCAGCGUCAGCAGCCAUGGCGGUGUCACAACUCCAUCUCGUGGUGAUGGUGAUCCUAGUAUCAGCAGUAGCAUCUGCUCCCGCAGUAGCAGCGCAGUACCUGGGCGUCAACUACGGCACACUGGGCGACAACCUCCCGCCGCCGCACCGCGGGAUGGAGCUGGCCCGCUCGGCGGGGGCCGUCUCUGUCCGCUUCUACGACGCCAACGCGACCCUCCUGGCGGCGGCCGCGGCGUCCGGCCUCGACUUCGUGCCGAGCUUCCCCAACGAGCUCAUCCCGUCUCUCGCCGGCUCCCAGCGCGCCGCCGACGCAUUGGUGGCCGCCACGCUGCUCCCGUUCCGCGGCAACCCACGCCUCCGCUACCUCUUCGUCGGCAACGAGUUCCUCUCCAACCCGACCGCCAAGCCCAACUGGGCGCUGAUCGUCCCCGCCAUGACCAACGCCGCCAGGGCGCUGCGCCGCCACGGCCUCGCGCACGUGAAGGUGAGCACCACGCUCAGCAUGAACGACCUCGGCAACACCGUGCUCCCGCCGUCGGCCGGCGCGUUCCGGCCGGAGAUCGCCGAGGCCGUGAUGGGCCCGAUGCUGGCCUUCCUGCAGCGCACAGGCUCCUGCCUGUUCCUGGACGCCUACACCUACUUCACCUGGUCGGCGAACCACACCAUCUUCCCGCUGCCCUACGCGCUGCUGGAGCCGUCGCCGGGGUUCGCGUACCACGACCCCGGCACGGGGCUCUCGUACGCCAACCUCCUGGACCAGAUGCUGGACACGGCGGCGGCCGCCAUGUGCCGCCUGGGCUACUGCGGCGUGGGUCUGGCGCUGGCCGAGACCGGGUGGCCCACGGCGGGCGACCUGGACCAGUUCGGCGCCAACGUGCGGAAUGCGGCCACGUACAACCGCAACCUGGCGCGGCGCCUGGCGUCCGGGGCCGGCACGCCGCGGCGGCCCGGGGUGCCGGUGCCGGCGAUGGUGUUCGCGCUGUUCAACGAGGACCUCAAGUGGGGGCCCGACACGGAGCGGCACUGGGGCCUGUUCUACCCCAACGGCAGCGCGGUGUACGAGGUGGACCUCACGGGGCGCCGCCCGCUGGCGUCGUACCCGCCGCUGCCGCCGGCGACGAACGACCAGCCGUACCGGGGCCCCCUGUGGUGCGUGGUGAGGACGGCGGGCAUUAACGAGACGGCGGUGAGGGAGCAGGUGGCGGCGGUGUGCGACGACGACGAGGCCGAGGAUGCGCUGUGCGACCCCGUGCGGCCCGGCGGCGCGUGCUUCCUGCCCAACACGGUCGCCGCGCACGCCAGCUACGUCUUCAGCGCGCACUGGAACAGGUUCAGCGAGGACUACGGAGCCUGCUACUUUGACGGCUGGGGCAUGGAGACCACCAUCGAUCCCAGCCAUGGAUCAUGCAAAUUUCCAAGCAUCCAUCUCAAAUAAGAAAUAUAUAUAUCAUGAUGAUAUAUAGUGGAGAACCGGCUCAAAUUUCCACGGAUCACUGAGCUUGUUCACCGAGUUAUCGUGCUCAUUUAUCCCAAUUAAUAAAUGCAGAAAAUGAGGAAAUAUGAUUUUAAAGAAAAAACGAAGCGUGUUAUUUUCUUCAUGUCAGCAUAUAGAAAGACUGUCAAACUGUAAUGCUGCCAACCAAAUCAGACAUGCUGAUGUUGCGACACCAAAUAUGUUGUAUACACAUAGAACAAUGCAUUUUGUGCGUGCAACAUUUCAUUUAACGUGUAGGGGAGAAUCUAUUUUCGCACAGAACAUUUUACUUAGCGCAUAAAAAUACUUUAUUUUAUGCGCCCUAGAGCAUUUGAUCCGGCACGUAGGCCAUUUUUGUUUUGUGUGUGUACAGCUUGUGUUGUACAAGUAGCGCAUUUGAUUGUUCGGGCCGCAA